UCGGUUGGAGGCCCUUUCGGGUGCUUCUGCAGCGCCGCUGGUCCAAGGAUGGCUGCUCUGGUUGUAAACAAGGCUGGAUCGGGACUAGACAGUGGCCGUCAGGGCAGCUGGGGCACGGCCGUGGUGAAGGUGCUGGAGUGUGGAGUUUGUGAAGAUGUCUUUUCUUUGCAAGGAGACAAAGUUCCUCGCCUGCUGCUUUGUGGCCACACCGUCUGCCAUGACUGUCUCACCCGCCUGCCUCUUCAUGGAAGAGCAAUCCGUUGCCCUUUUGAUCGACAAGUAACAGACCUAGGAGAUUCAGGUGUUUGGGGAUUGAAAAAAAAUUUUGCUUUAUUGGAACUUUUGGAACGACUACAGAAUGGACAUAUUGGUCAGUAUGGUGCUGCAGAAGAAGCCAUUGGGAUAUCUGGAGAGAGCAUCAUUCGUUGCGAUGAAGAUGAAGCUCACGUUGCAUCUGUAUAUUGCACUGUAUGUGCAACUCACUUGUGCUCAGAGUGUUCCCAAGUUACUCAUUCUACGAAGACAUUAGCAAAGCACAGGCGAGUGCCUCUCGCUGACAAACCUCAUGAGAAAACCAUGUGCUCUCAGCAUCAGGUGCAUGCCAUUGAGUUUGUUUGCUUGGAAGAAGGCUGCCAGACUAGCCCACUCAUGUGCUGUGUCUGCAAAGAAUAUGGAAAACACCAAGGUCACAAGCAUUCAGUAUUGGAACCAGAAGCUAACCAGAUCCGAGCCUCAAUUUUAGAUAUGGCUCACUGUAUACGGACCUUCACUGAGGAAAUCUCAGAUUAUUCCAGAAAAUUAGUUGGAAUCGUUCAGCACAUUGAAGGAGGAGAACAAAUAGUGGAAGAUGGAAUUGGAAUGGCCCACACAGAACAUGUACCGGGUACUGCGGAGAAUGCCCGGUCAUGUGUUCGAGCUUAUUUUUCUGAUCUACAUGAAACUCUGUGUCGUCAAGAAGAAAUGGCUUUAAGUGUUGUCGAUGCUCAUGUUCGAGAAAAAUUGAUUUGGCUCAGGCAACAACAAGAAGAUAUGACUAUUUUGCUGUCCCAGGUUUCAACAGCCUGUCUCCAUUGUGAAAAGACUUUGCAACAGGAUGAUUGUAGAGUUGUCUUGGCAAAACAAGAAAUUACAAGGUUACUGGAAACAUUGCAGAAGCAGCAGCAGCAGUUUACAGAGGUUGCAGAUCACAUUCAGUUGGAUGCCAGCAUCCCUGUCACUUUUACAAAGGACAAUAGAGUUCACAUCGGACCAAAAAUGGAAAUUCGAGUUGUUACAUUAGGAUUAGAUGGUGCUGGAAAAACUACUAUUUUGUUUAAGUUAAAACAGGAUGAGUUUAUGCAACCUAUUCCAACAAUUGGUUUUAAUGUGGAAACUGUAGAAUAUAAAAAUCUAAAGUUCACUAUUUGGGAUGUAGGUGGAAAACACAAAUUAAGACCAUUGUGGAAACAUUAUUACCUGAAUACCCAAGCUGUUGUAUUUGUUGUUGAUAGCAGUCAUAGAGACAGAGUUAAUGAAGCACACAGUGAGCUUGCGAAGUUGUUAACAGAAAAAGAACUCCGAGAUGCUUUGCUUCUGAUUUUUGCUAACAAACAGGAUGUUGCUGGAGCCCUUUCAGUAGAAGAAAUCACUGAACUUCUCAGUCUUCAUAAACUGUGCUGUGGCCGUAGCUGGUAUAUCCAGGGCUGUGAUGCUCGAAGUGGGAUGGGACUAUACGAAGGGUUGGACUGGCUCUCACGGCAGCUUGUGGCUGCUGGAGUAUUGGAUGUUGCUUGAUUUUAAAUGCAGCAGUUGUUUCAAGUUUUGUGGUUAAGAGUUAUUUUGCACAUAAUAUGUUGUAAGAAAUUCUACAUCUCAAAGGUAGUUAAUUUAGGAUAUGUAUAUGAAAGGAAUUUUGGAUUGGGAAUUCAGUACAAUAUUGCUUUACCAAAAUUAUUCUAUAGCAAAAUUUAAAUAUCUGAUUGAGAUUAAAUUGGAUUAAAUAGGGAUUUCUUGAUUUUACAUUUUUUAAAAUGCACAUUUGUUAUUUGAGUUUUUCAGAUUAUAUGUGACCCAUAUAUUGAGAAAUAGUUACAGAGAAAGGGUAAGUGAAGAUGUAUUCUUAUAGCCAACCGAGUGCCUAAAGACCUCUGCAGCAAGUGAGGCAUGGCUUCUUUACUUGUCUUUCCUGAAUUCUGGCAGUAUUUAGUAGUAAGAAUGGCAAUGACUUAAUGAAAUAAGAUCCACAAAUUGCAUCUUUGGGUUAUAGGAUUACUUUUACCUUUAGUAAUAGAAAACCUUUAAAGCUAAGACUAUAAGCUAUAGAAAAUUAAUAUUUUAUACAGUGUUUUAUUAAAACUUUCUCCUAAAGCAUUUUGUAUAAAACCCAGUGAGUCAAAAUGAAAUGUUGCCUAACUAGGCCUGAUUUGUAACAUUAGUACUAACCUGAAGAAUAAUUAAUAAUAAAAAAACUGUGAAAGUCAGUUAUGUUCUAGUUGACCUUCACUUAUGAAAGACCAGUUUUCAGGGCUGAACCUGGAUGUAUUAUUUCCUAGGUUAUAGUUCUAAACUGGCCCUUCUACUUUUUCAGCAUAUUUAAAGUACUUAGUAUUUCUUUUAAAAAAUAUAUUGCAUCUUUAGUGAGAAUGACUAUACAUAAAAGGUAGUAAGUUACACAAAGAACCAGGGUUGCCUUUACAUAAAAGAGAGACAUCUAAGUAGAAAAUUACCUUUACCUUAUGAGAAGUCAUUUAAACAGUGGGGAAUGCUUAGCAUUUACGUCAUUUGAAAUGUUUUACCAAAAUAAGUGCAUUUAUCUUGACAAUAAAAUGUGAUUAAGGCUCUUUGUGACAAGGCCUUGAAAAGCUAAGAGAAAAAGCACAUAUAAGAAAAGAACAGAAGAAACAUUGAAAAAGUUAUCACAUUUAUUAUGCAGUAUUGUGAGUAAAAGUUUAAAAAAUCCUGUGCUCUUUACUGGUUUUCAUAUUUUAAGGAUGUUCUCUUAUUAUGGCAGUACAAUUUAUUAUAUUUGAACAUAGCUAGAUUGGAUUUCUUGUGUUUUGUUUUUUCUUUUAAUCUUCACCCAAGGACAUGCUUAGAGAGGAGAAAGAAAAACAUCAAUGUGAGAACAGAAACACUGAUCAAAUUACCUUCUAUAUGCUCCCUAACUGGGGAUCAAAACUGCAACCCAGGUCUGUGCCCUGACCAGGAAUCUAACUGGCAACCUUUUGGUGCAAGGGAUGACGCUCAACCAACUGAGCCACUCCAGCCAGGCGGAUUUCAUGGUUUUUAAAAAAUACUUUUUAUAUUUUAGGAUGAAGUUCAAUCAUAAUCUUAGUUGAACUACUAUGAGGACAUUAAUGUCUGAUGACAAAAUGUGACUUGGUGGUACUGUUUUGGUUCAUUCUCUUCAAAUUUAUUUUUGUUUAAAAACAACAAAACUUUUAGAAAACAAAGCAUUAAAAAACUGUCCAUUAGUGUUAUGGGCAUUGUGUAAAUAAUAUAAUUAUAUUGUCCUUUAUUUUUCAAGUAAAAGGUCAUGCUGUUACAAGUGUAGUUUGUGCAUAUAAAUAAUACUUAAGAAUUAAAUUAUUUAAUAUUGGACUGAUUGCAAUAACUGUGAAAAAUAAAGAUGUUACAUUUGCCUGUGAGCCCUUGAACUGUUUUAUCUACUAGGUAAUAGAAAGAAAAAUGUCUAACACUAAUAUGUAAACUUGCUUUCCUUGUAAAUUAUUUUUUAUUUUACCGAUUUUGUUAAACUUUGUAAUUCACAUUCUUAACAUAUUACUAAACACAAUUUUUAAAACUGUGCUUAGACCUGGUUAUAAUGUACAUAAUAGUAAUGUGUUUUUUUUAAGAAAUAUUUUUCUUAGGCCAUUAUUACUAUUUGUGGUAGUAUUCUUUCACUAAUGAUUAGUUAAGAUUGUGCUAGUUCCCUCUGGGAAAUGUCAAAUUUAAGAAUAAGAGAAACAUGUUAAAUACAAUCUAUUAGAAUUUGAUUCCUAGCCCUGAGUUUCUGUAUUAAGCCUACAUAUUACUGUAUGAUUUACGUAAAGCAGGUUUUUCAAGUGUAUAGCCCUGGUGUGUAAUUCUGGAAUGCUUUAUAUCACCAGAAGCCAUUUUUUCAUUACACAUAUGAUCAGUAUAGACAGCAAUAAACUGUUACAAUCCUUUUAAA
Myotis lucifugus (little brown bat) is the source of this 4153-nucleotide messenger RNA. It is a transcript of the gene TRIM23, whose product is annotated as tripartite motif containing 23. Bases 49 to 1773 code for a protein of 574 amino acids. Gene Ontology annotation, biological process: vesicle-mediated transport; intracellular protein transport. The transcript has 11 exons. The record is from RefSeq and is a predicted model, not a curated record. Gene Ontology annotation, molecular function: GTP binding; zinc ion binding; GTPase activity. Gene Ontology annotation, cellular component: cytoplasm; lysosomal membrane; plasma membrane. NCBI's taxonomy places the organism in Eukaryota, Metazoa, Chordata, Mammalia, Chiroptera, Vespertilionidae.